GCGAGAAGGGCACUACCGCGGAGGCGUCCGUGCUCCGUGCUUCUCAAAAACAAAAAUAUAAAGAAAAGGACUAUAUCAUUGAGGAUUGUUUCUAAUGUUUGUGAAAUCUUUGACUAAGACUUUUGUGUGGCCAAUGACUUUGCUUUAUGUGGUAUUUUAGUGUAUCUGUCCUAAUCGCUGUAAAAGUCAGAUAAUGCUGAAACACUAAUUGCGGAAAGAUCAGCGUGAAAGGAGAGAUGGUCAGGGUGUGGAGGCGCGCCGGCGCGCGUGUGACCUAGGCGAUGCGCCGUCCCCACUACUGACAACACCAUGCCAGCGCCGCUAGCCGCAUACAUAACACUCCUCACCGUUGUAUGGCUUUGUGCAAUCGCGGAUGAGAUCCCGUCGGCGGCGGUUCCGCGGUCCACCAACACCACGUCGGUGCCUGCGGACCCGCGGUCGCCAGUAGGCCGCGUGCCGCCGUACCAGGCUCCGGCUGGAGCCGGGCCUGUGCCUGGUUAUCGGCCCCAUAACCCGUAUACACGGGUGGAACCAUGGCACCAACGACCAUCGAUAUUCGAUAGAAACGCGGACAUCAUAGCGGAAGACAUUGAUCACGAGGAAGACGAUGGCGGUUGUAACAUUCCGUGCCCUAAGGAAAAUUUCUCCUGCCAGAUCUCAUGCACCUGCAUCUCAAUGGAGAAGCGAUGCGACGGCAUCGCGGACUGCGCCGUGGCGGAGGAUGAGGCGGGCUGCACGCGCUCCUGCGAUGAGCACGAGAACCGAACCCUCUGCCACACCACCAACGUUUGCAUCGCCGUCGACUGGCUCUGCGACGGCGAUAACGACUGCGGAGAUUUCUCUGACGAAACGCACUGUGGUGGCCCAGCCAACUGCACGGCAGAGCAAUUCACGUGCGCCAACGGCCUGUGCAUCCACAAAGACUGGCUAUGCGACGGCGACGACGAUUGUCGCGACAACUCGGACGAGACCAACUGCACCAAAGACAAAUGCAGAGAAAACCAAUUUACGUGUGCCACCGGCGAGUGCAUACCAUCACACUGGCGUUGUGAUAAGGAAGCUGACUGCCCAGAAAACUCAGACGAGAUUGACUGCCCUUUGGACUUGAUACGCUGCGCCGAGGCAGAAUUUCAAUGCGACAACAAGAAAUGCAUUCGCAAAGACUUCCAAUGUGACGGCGACAACGACUGCGGCGACUGGACCGACGAGGACUUCUGCCCGAUGAUGCCGGGCAGCUGCAAUGCUGGCGAAUUUAAGUGUAGCGACGGCAAAUGCAUCCCGGAGCGAUGGCGCUGCGACACCGAGCGGGACUGCUCGGAUGGCGGGGACGAGCUGAACUGCGAACACGGCAUGCGGAACUGCACCAGCGAUGAAUACACCUGCGCUGAUAGGCGGUGCAUAUUGAAAACAUGGCUUUGCGACGGCGUCCGUGACUGCUCAAAUGGUGAAGACGAAAUGCAUUGUCAAGUAUUUUGUGAAGAAGACCAGUACACAUGUGCUACUCAGGAGCAUCUUAUCAGCAGCGCGUUUAGAAACUGCGUGAAUAGAAAACACGUAUGCGACGGCAUGAAGGACUGCCCUAAGGGUGAUGAUGAGGAAAAAUGUCCAACGAAGAGGAAGUGCGGUCCAGAAGAUAAAUGCGAGAAGCAAUGUAUCACAACUUAUGAUGGACUCCCUGCGUGUGCUUGCCCUUUAGGUUUUUUAUUGGCUGAUGAUGGUUUUAGUUGCCGCGACAUUGACGAAUGCAUGUAUGAGCAAGAUCCAGUUUGCUCCCAAACAUGUUCUAAUACGAUUGGUAGCUUCCAAUGUGGAUGUAUGACAGGAUAUGUCCUUCGCCCUGAUGCUAGAUCUUGCAAACCUACGGGAGAGUCGCCAACCCUGCUGUUUUCGAAUCGCAUUGGAAUUAAACAGGUUUGGCUCACUGGCGAUAACUACAUGUCUGUUGUAAAAGGACUUCAUAAUGCGGUAGCAUUGGACUAUCACUACGAAAAACAGCUAGUCUUUUGGACUGAAAACAAUCUGAGAGUCAUACGUGUGGCACAAAUGAAUAACAAUAACAUUACAGAUGUUAUAAGGUGGGGUUUGGAAACACCAGGUGGUGUGGCAAUAGAUUGGAUCCAUGAUCUAAUAUUUUGGACGGACUCGGGAACCAGGCGUGUUGAAGUAGCUACUUUAGAAGGUCUCCAAAGGGCGGUAAUAGCAGCCAACGAUUUGGAUAAACCGAGGGCUAUAGCCGUUCAUCCGGGAGAUGCUUUGGUGUUUUGGACCGAUUGGGGUCCUAAUCCAAAAAUCGAGCGAGCUGAUAUGGAUGGCAACAAUCGCAAAAGUGUCAUUGUAAGUCAGAUAUUCUGGCCCAAUGGCCUGACUAUUGACUACAUUGAAUCUAAGAUAUACUGGGCGGACGCAAAGCACCAUGUUAUAGAAAGUGCAUCUUUCGAUGGAAGAAAUCGAAGACGGAUCACGAAUAAAGGAUUGCCCCAUCCGUUCGCUCUGACAAUGUUUGAAGACGCGAUUUAUUGGACUGAUUGGCACACAAAGAGUAUAUCAACUGUCAAUAAGAGGACUGGAAUGGGAAUACAAACUGUCCAUGCUGGAUUAAAUGCCCCUAUAGAUAUUCACAGUUAUCACCCGUUGCGUCAACUGAGGACAUAUAAGAACCGUUGCGGUGGCAAUAAUGGCGGAUGUUCACAUCUAUGCCUUCCUAACAGCAAUGGCUACUCCUGCCGAUGUCCUGUUGGCUUCAAUUUGAAUUCUGACGGACGAACAUGCGAAGAAUCUCCGGAAAAACUUUUACUGUAUGCCCAAAGAAAAGAUAUUAGACUAAAACAACUAUACCCACGCAAGCAAAUGGAUUCCUUAGACAUGGUGAUACCAGUGGACCAUAUCAAAUCGGCCAUGGCUUUGGACUGGGACCAUAACAGCAAUUCUAUAUUCUGGACCGAUGUUGAAAAAGAUACCAUCAAUCGAGCUUAUUUGGAUGGGUCCAAUCAGACGGUUGUUGUAGGGUCGAAUCUGAUUUCUCCUGCUGGCUUGGCAUAUGACUGGUUAACUGACAAGUUAUACUGGACUGACGCUGGAACUAACAGAAUUGAGGUGGCCAAUGCUAAUGGCAGCAUGAGAACCCUUUUAGCCUGGGAAAAUAUCGACAAGCCCAGAGAUAUUGUAUUAGAUCCUAAAGGAGGGGUGAUGUAUUGGUCGGAUUGGGGUCUGAGUCCCUGCAUUGAACGCGCGGAUAUGGACGGUGGAAACAGGCAACGUCUCAUCACCGGUGACAUGGUUUGGCCCAAUGGUUUAGCCCUAGACCUUGAUCGACAGCGCAUUUACUGGACAGAUGGAGGCAACAAAACUAUUCAAUAUGCCCGUUUCGAUGGCACUGGAAGAACUAUUUUGAUAGGUCAGGACCUAUCACAUCCCUUCGGCCUGGACUUAUAUGGGGACGAAGUGUUUUGGACAGAUUGGGACACACAAUCCAUACAAGCUGCUAAUAAGUACACUGGCAACAACAGAAGAACCCUUGGAUCUGGCGUAGCUGGGAUUAUGGACGUCAGGGUUUUCCACAAGGAAAGGAUCCGUGAAGCUAAUCAAUGCACCAAAAACAACGGAGGGUGUUCUCAUUUAUGCUUGCUAAAGCCAAGAGGUCGUUCAUGUGCUUGCCCCAUUGGAAUAAAAAUCAGCAAGGACGGUAAAACCUGCACAAACGGUCCAAUAAACUUUCUUAUCUUCGCCCAUCGCACCGACAUCCGCGUGAUUUCGCUGGACGUGCCGUACCAAAUAGACGUUGUGUUGCCCUUACCACCACUAAAGAACGCCCUUGGAGUUGAUGUUGACCAAAAGACGGGUCUUAUAUACUGGACUGACACCGCAGAGAGAAAAAUUCAACGCUCUAAUAAACUUGGUGAAAAUAUCGAAACAAUAAUUGGCAAAGGUCUUCAUACUGCAGAUGGUAUCGCGAUUGAUUCAAGCGGGAGGAAGAUUUAUUGGACUGAUGGCGGUCGAAACAGUAUAGAGGUCGCUGAAUUAGAUGGAAGCAAUAGAAAAGUUUUAGUGUGGACUGGGCUAGAUUCUCCACGAGCGAUUGCUUUACACUAUGAUCUGGGAUAUAUGUUUUGGUCGGACUGGGGCACUUCAGCUAAAAUUGAAAGGGCGGAUAUGGACGGCAAAAACAGGCGUGUUAUUGUCGACAACGACAUUAAAUGGCCGAACGGCUUAGCGGUUGAUCGUGUCGAGGGUCGUCUCUAUUGGAAUGACGCAAAAGUCUAUACGAUUCAGACCUCAGACUUCAGUGGUAACGACCGACGCACCAUUCGGGACAAAGUCCAAUAUCCCUACGGUAUCGUGAUCGUAGGUCCAUAUAUCUAUUGGACUGACUGGAAAACGGAAGCAUUGCAUAGAGCCAACAAGACGAAUGGAAAUGAUUCGAUAAUUAUUAGAGAGAACUUGAAAGGUCUUAUGGAUAUUCGAGCAGUUCAGAGUGAACACCUCGCGAAAAACUUAUGCGGUCCUAACAACGGGGGUUGCUCCCAUCUGUGCCUCCGUUCACCGGAAGGAUAUUCCUGCGCUUGCCCAACCGGUAUCUUAUUUGAAAAUCAAACGGAACAACACCCAAAGAAGUGUAAAAAGCAUCCAGAUAACUUUCUCGUGUUCGCGACAAGAGGAAGCGUGGCGUUUAUAUCGUUGGACACUCCAGAACAGUGGGACGUCACCCUUCCAGUCACCGGAGUUCAAAAUUCUAUUGCAGUUGAUUUUCACUGGGACAGAAAAUUAAUAUUUUUUACUGAUGUAGAAAAGAACGUUAUAAGAUCUAUUAACAUGCUGAACAUGAGCGAUACAAGAGUCGUAGUGAAGAACAGAUUGGAUACUCCAAAUGGCCUAGGAGUCGACUGGAUAGCGGACAAUAUUUACUGGACGGACAAUGAGUAUAAGGUGAUCGAGGUAGCACGACUGGAUGGAUCAUGCCGAAAAGUCUUGAUUAAUGGCCUCACAGAACCAAGAGCGAUAGCGUUAUUCCCCGCUAAAGGAUACUUGUAUUGGAGCGACUGGGGCGAACACCCUAGCAUUCAACGAGCUUAUUUAGAUGGAACCCAGAGAACAGUGAUCGUAAACAAAGACUUAGGCUUUCCUAACGGUAUAACGAUAGAUUUUAGAGACAGGCGAUUGUACUGGACUGACGCUUUAAAGGACAGAAUCGACACGUCAGAUUUGCACGGCAACCACAGAGUUCAGCUGAUACCAGAUGCUAAACAUCCCUUUGGUAUGACACAGUUCAACGACUACAUCUACUGGACAGACUGGUUUAAGAAGUCCGUAAUGCGAGCCGACAAGAAGACAGGAAAGAACAUCACAGCGUUGCGAACAGACCUGGAAAUGGCGAUGGAGAUAAAAGCCGUGACGUCGGAGAAACAGCGCGGAUGGAACCCGUGCAAGGAGGGCAACGGCGGUUGCUCGCAUUUGUGUCUCUUCAAAGGACACGAUUACAUCUGCGCCUGUCCGGAUGAAGCAGACUCAAGGCUCUGUGACACAAUUCCAAAUCCCAAAGUCGACAUUAGUCUGCGGCCACCAUAUCCCGAUUACGAAAUAGAUCUGGAAGACCUCGAUAAACGCCCCCCAAUGCCAACUCAAAUCCCGGAUACGAGUAUCAUGAGCAUCUUACUGAUUGUUAUUGGGGUUCUGGUUUUCAUCAUCUUGGCUAUAAUUGUCCUGGCAAUUGUUUGCGUAAAAUUAAAACGCGAGCGCGGCGGAGAGCUGAAGGAGAACUACCGUGAAUCAGGCGGACAUAUCUCCUUCCACAACCCGAACUACAACUGCACCACCGGCGGCCCCGACGCCACUGAGCGGAGACCUAAUCGGUUCCAAGGCAUCUUCAAAUAUGACAAAAACCAGGAGCGCGUCACAAACGUGUACAUCCCAGAGGGAACCAGCUUGCUCCCGCCGCCGCCGCCGCCGCCGCCGCACCGCCAGCCGCCGCGGCCCGCCACUCACGACGACUUUGAGCCCGUCACGCUGCACUCCUUCGCCUAAUGCAUAUAAGACAUUAAUGUGUAUCACAUAAGAGCACGAACAACAGCCGCACUGAGGUGAAAAUUGGACACUAAACUAUAUUUCAUUUUAUUUUUGGCAGUGCGCAAUAUGUACAUUUUGGCCACUAUUGUAAAAAGUAGAAUAUCGCACCAGAAGCGGCUGGAUAUGUUGUAAUGUGCCUACAUAUCUACGAAGUAUUUCAUAAUAUAUUAAAAACAAAACCAACCUUACUUUAUCCAAAAAAAAUGACUUGUUCGUGACUGUUCACCUCAGUCGCCUCUCUUUAGGUAGUCUCUAAAAAGAUGGCUUGCUCUUCAAUAGACCUAUAAGUAUACUGGACACAAUAAUGUUAACAACAGUUAUUAAAUGAAAGGAUUUACAUCGACAUAAGAGCUAUACGAAUGAAGUCAGAGAAAUUUUAAUACCAAUAUAGAUUAGAUGCACUUACCCGGCCAUGAUUUCACUUGACAACGCCUACUGAUUUAAGACGGUGCACGACAUACCAAUGAAUCGAAGUGUUCGGAUCUUAACGUACUUACAUGUAAACUUAUAUGGUUAUGUAGUUCAUUAAAAUUGUUUGUUAUCAUCGAACUCUGUACGCUUUCAGUAUUUGAAGUGCGUGUCUGGACAGUUGCAAUUGUUUCAUUUAUAGGCAUGUUUGUGUGGAUUGCUCGUAAGGUCAUCGCUUUAAUUAUUUAUGACCGAAUAAACGAUUUACGGUACGAGUAUGAUUUAGGUUUUGUUAAAUCGUGAGGUAAAAAACAAUAUAAUAACUUUGAUUUUGUGAAAAAUGACAUGUGUGAACUCUUAAAUAGGUACUGCCGUAAUUUCAACAGCAGUAUUUCAGGUUUAACUUAAAUAAUAAAAGAGGACAAGUAAAUAAAUCCAAUAUAUUAUAUGGCGGCAUAAUUUUUUUGCCGCCUUAAUUUAGAUCCAGAUUUUAACGGGAUUUCAAUUCAAAUAGUGUACUAUGAAGAUACUUGUCAAUUGGAGCCUCUGAAAAUUAAACAAAAAAAAAACAACUUACAAUAAUUAUAUUAUUAUAAGCUUAUCUACUUAUUUAAUAAAUUAAUGUAACUUGUAUGAAAGCCACCAGACUUUAUUUAGUUCUAGUUUGUGAUUGAAAUACGGUUUUAAGAAUCGAUGUUCAACAUUACCUAUAAUGAUCCAUACUUAUUAAUAAGUAGAUACCUAACCAUAACGUUUGUUAUAAUAAUGAAGCUAUACAUAUGGUAUCUGCUUCAUUGGCUUUGGCCCUUACGUGACAUUAAUUACCAGCUUAUACUGCGGUACAAAACCCCCCGAAAUUAAUAACAAUUCUUGAUUACAGACCAUAAGUACAAUAUUCCAAAAACUGCCACAUGUGUUUGGCAUUCCAUUUAUUUAACCAAGUUUAAUACAAAACAUUCAAGAGGUUUUCCAAGCGGAUUACUCGGUCACGGCGCCUACAGGAAGGCAACACUUGCACAUAUGGGUACCUAACUUCCCCACUGGCUUCAAUGCUUUAUGAAGAUUUAUUUCCAGAUAGAGUUCCUCUGUGCCCCAGUUACUUUUAAACUUAGUAAUCUUCGUUUAAUAGUUCCUCUAAGUUUUAUAUUUCGGUUCGCUUGCUGACCCUGCAUCUCACAAAUUCCGUUUACCUCUAUCACAAACACGAACUAAUUUAGGUACCUGUAAUACGUUAAUCUACGUUGCAUGAACGAAUCGUUUUCAAGUCAACAGCAACAAUUUAAAUUAAGGUAAAAUUCAAAGUUAUUCCGUCAAAUAUAUGUAUUACAUAUAGUAUAAGAAAAAUAACAUCCUUGUAGUAAAUAAAAGAUAAACAUAUUGUUAUAAUUUACAAAUAGGAAUAAGUGUUUAGAGUAUGAUCUACUUAUAAGCCAAAGGCUUAAUUUGUACAUAAAUUAAAGUAUUAUUGAUACACGCAUACCUACUAAAAAUGUAGGAAAUGUCAGUGAUAUGACGAUUACUUUGUAAUCAUUAUUUAUUAAUACGAAAUAUAAGGAAUUAGGGAUACAUUCAUCCUUUCCUCUAUUUUGAUAACACGUUUGAUAAUCUCAUUCUUAAUAACAUGUCAGACACUUUGAUAUUUAAACAUGAUUAUUUCUAAUUUACGAAGAAAAAAUACAAAAAUUAUACUUAGGUACAGUUUUAACAUGAAAAACUCCUAAAAUUUAAAACUCCUUAAGAGUUAUCGAUGAUAAUAUGGUUGUAGUUUCUUCGUGAAUGUUUGCUUUUACGGAAUGGUACAACUGAGUGGUAAAAAUUGUAUGAAAAGGACUACUAGACAUUAAUACCUAAUACAUAAAUACCUAAUAAUAUAUGUAUUAUUUUUGUACAAGUUUCUCGUCUCGCUCGGGCUCAGGGCUGAGACUCAAGAAACUCUAUAAAGUCAAAAUUUAAUUAGUCUAGUACGUAUAUAAGUGGUGUCAUGUGGAUACAUGUAUCCAUGGGGGCGGGUGCUAGUAUGGUAGGUACUAGCUUAUGCAAUGCACCCAUCUACUUUAGGCGCGGGUAGCUGUUUGUACAGAUUAGGAAAUGGUAUUGACAGCAUACCUUUACACAUAAAUAUAUGGAACUUUGAAACACUAUGAAUGUAUUACAUUGUUAUACUUAGGUAUAUGUUAUACAAAAUUUUAUUUUCAGUUUAAUAUUUUCCAAACAAAAAUAAAAAGGGUGUUAUAUGUUAUAAAGAUAAAAUUCACCAAAAUAAAUAUGGUGACAAUAAUAUAUCAAUGUAAAUAAUUAGUUUUAAUCAUGACGUAUGUUACAUAACAUUGUAAAUAACAGAUAUUUUUUUAGUUUACGGGAUACUAGGGUUUGUUAGCAUGGCGCAGUCCCGGCUUCUCAACUUCUACUACUUACUCGACAUUCUACUGCUGUAAACAACCUUUCGGAGGAAUGUAAUCUCAUUUUAUAUAAAUCGUUUGUUCAAAUUGCCGAUUAUUUUUUCUAGCAUGCAAAAUGGAAUAUCUACAGGUAUCUGCAAAAUUGAACAUACCUAUUAUAUCCAAAUGUCAAUUCAAAAUCUAGUUUGGUAUUUUAUAAGAAAAUGCUGGAAAUAUAUCCGAUCUUGAUUUAUGACAUACUAUGUAAUGAAGUAAUGAUAAUAGUACAUUAUUGCAGAGGCCGGGAAAGGGCAAUUCGUGGAUGAGUUUCGAUUUUGUCGGACGACGCGAAGCGGAGUCCGACAAAGAAGACGAAUCCACGAAUUGCUGUUCCUGCCGAGGCAUAUAUAGUGCUUUUCUCCAAACAUGCGAGGAAAUAAGCUAAAAUAAUUAUUAUUUAAGCAUCAAGCAUCACUCAAAUCAAACCUUCACAUCCAAAAUGUCAAAAACAAUUUCCCUCUUUAGUUAAUUUUUAAAAGUUAAAGGCACAAACUUAUUCUGCCAUUCAGUACCAUUCAAUAUUCGUUCAUUCAAUAUAAUUGCGCAAUAUAGUUUGUCAAACCAACUUUUCAGUCAGUAAGAACCAGGAAAACUACACCCAUCCUUUUCUUUUGGGUGCUAGUACUAGUGUAAGACAAAGAUAGUAUGAUUCUCUUUGUCUAUGUUUGAAAUGAGAAAGUCCUUUGACAAACUAUGUAAGCUUUAUGAACACGGAUGAGAUUUAAAAAAAAUAUAAAAAUAAUCUUUGAUUUUAUUAAGCAGUAUUCGCACGAUCAUACACGUGAAAUGAUAGCUGAUCGGGUCGUGUAGAAGCGGCUCACGGCAAUAAUAAUUGGCUGUUUGCGUUUUUUAUUAUUAAAAAGUAAAAAACACUACAGUAAUAAGUUAUUACUGUAGUGUUUUUUUACUUCCCGUCCGCUAGAACAGGACAGCGAUAGUUUGAUGUUAUGUUUGUUGUGAUGUUGUGUUUUUUAGUUAGAGUUUGACAUUAACGAAGAACUUCCCGUACUAUUUUUGCUACAGUAAGGUGAACAUUUCCGAGCAUAUUGGAGAAAACAAAUUUUACUCGGACAGGCCGUUUUCGGACGUAGGUAAUAUCUUCUCGUCCAAUGUGUUGAUUGUAAUGUCAAGCUCAAAAUUGGCUACCUACUCAAAGAACAAAAAAACUCACAAAAAUAAGAUUGACGGAGAAUCAAGGGGUAUCAGUCGAUUUGUUCAGGAAAAUAAUUGAUCAAUCUCAUCUAGCGUCCACACGUACACAAAUUAAAUCACCAAUUUGCAUUCUACUAUGAAAAUUGGCAUUUUUGUGUCUGCUGAUGUGAUCGGGGAAUCAAAUUGGUAUUUGCGUGGCCCUGUUCGAUCGGAGAAUUUCAUCAGAUUUUCGAAAAACUGUCUCGUCUGGAUACAGCUUUAAGGUCGGCAGCGAGCGAGUUGCCAGAGUUAAAAGUAGGUAGUGGAUAUUUGGCAUAUAUUUAUAUUGGGAGCGUUCCCCAAGACGGCCGACAUCGCACCCGUUGUAUAAGGCCAGAGAAGGAACGCUGGCUUCACCCAACAUUGGAAAUCUUUUGACUGAUAUGAUGAUGCCAGGUGAAAGAAAUUUAAAAAGGCCGAGAAUAAUGAAAACGAAUAUUGCCCGUUUUACGUGGUUUUGUUUAGCCGCAAUUUAAUGUACAAUUUCAGGUACCCUUAUCUACUGUAUAGGUACAUUCAGCUAAAUAAAAUGAACCUGAAGCCUAUAGUUAAAAUACCAGACCUCAAAAUUUUUAUUUCGAGGUAUAGAACUUUGAUCCUCAAAUCCGGUAAAACAGAUGAACGAAUCAAAUCCUAUGGUUUUUGUUUUUUUUUAUUUGUGCAUUUACGUCGUGACCUCGCGCAAAAAUGCACACAUAAAGUUUCACAGGGUGUUUUAAUCUUAGGUAGGAUUAGGAUGGUAAUUAAAUGAGCAGAUGGUUUCAGAGAGGCAAAAUAAAGUAACGAAGAAUUUUGACACAAAGUUGCUUUUACGUUUUUACAAAUACAGUUGUUAAAUAAUAUAUGUUUAUUGUAUACAUUUUCUUAUCUCUUAUUAGGAGUAAGUACUGCAGCUAAUUAACUACAAACAAAACAAUAAUUGUUCAUGAGAAGACAUCUCGUUGCAAUAAGCCCAAUAAGGUACAUCGAUGGUCAUGUUAAGGUACAGACAGCGCCAGAAGUAGGUAACUUGACGGAAGAAAUGCUGCACCAAACUACUUUGCCACUCUUGUGACUAAAAUGCAACUUUAUCAUAAGUUUUUGAAGAAUAAACAGAACCUUUACGUGCUGAUGUGGUGAAAAAUAAUUUUUAGCACUCUUUCAGACACUUCUGCUGCUGACUGUACAACCGUUAACUCCGUUACUUAUGUGAUAGUUAGAUUUAUUAAUUAACGAUACAUUCCGCCCCGCUUGUUUGCUAAGAAUUUAAGUGAAGAUAUUAACACCACUUUUAAAAAUCGUAACAUUAUUGAAAGAAUGUAUUUAAAUCUUUAUCAAGAUCAAAAAAAUAUGAAGAAGCCGUGUCGAAAAUUUGAUUGAAUGAAAACUGGAGCAGUUCCUUACAUGGACUAUUGGUAAUUUAAAAGAACAUUCAUCAUACUUAUUGUUAGGUUUAAGAUUCAACACACAAGCUAUAUGUAAAUGAUUAACAUAUUCCUAUGUAUGGAACUCUUUGAAACGAAAACCACAUGUGUGACUUGACAUCAAACUUUAAAUCUUUGAACUAUUUUGAUGCCGUUAUGGUAUGAUGAUGUAUGUUAUUGAUUUUGCGUUUGUUACUCAGAUGAUUUUACAUGUAGCGGUUAAGGGAAAGAGUUAAAUAAUACCUAUAAGAGUGCUGUGAUACCAGAUGCUUUGAAAGCUAUAGGAUGGGGAACUAGAGAUGGCAGUUACUUUAUUAUUAAAUAUUUAAUAUGUAUUUGCAUAAGUUCCAUCCAGGUGCACAAUAAUUUGAACGCUCAGGGCUGAUGUAAACUUAUUUGAUAAUUAUUUAAUUGUCCCGACACUGUUCGUGCCAAAAUUCAGUAUUAUGUUUGUCGAUUUGGCCAAAUUCAUGUCUAGGUUUAACAUUAGGUAAAAAAUAAUACGGCUUGGGCACCAGCGCCUCCCUGGGUCCAAAGUCGUCAGAUUUAUUAUAUUGAACAUUAAAAAAUAGAAUUUAUUCAAA
Cydia fagiglandana is the source of this 12084-nucleotide messenger RNA. It is a transcript of the gene Lrp4, whose product is annotated as low-density lipoprotein receptor-related protein 4. Lineage: Eukaryota; Metazoa; Arthropoda; Insecta; Lepidoptera; Tortricidae. The transcript has 35 exons. The record is from RefSeq and is a predicted model, not a curated record. Gene Ontology annotation, molecular function: protein binding; calcium ion binding. The coding region runs from base 310 to 6018 and encodes 1902 amino acids.